Molecule: messenger RNA, 1009 nt
Organism: Erinaceus europaeus (western European hedgehog)
Lineage: Eukaryota; Metazoa; Chordata; Mammalia; Eulipotyphla; Erinaceidae
Gene: RAB25
Product: RAB25, member RAS oncogene family
Exons: 5
Coding region: 207-848 (213 amino acids)
Biological process (GO): exocytosis
Cellular component (GO): recycling endosome
Molecular function (GO): GTP binding; GTPase activity
Source: RefSeq, a predicted model, not a curated record
UCCUGUUCCUGGCUUCCGCCCUCUCGCUGCCCUCCGAGUCCACGCCUGCAGAGCCAAGCCCCGGACAUCAGCCCCUCAGCGGUGGGGGGGAUCUUCACCCCAAUGAGAGGAGGCGUGGGCCCCGGUCUCCUCAGAGCCGAGGGUUGAGGGCGUUCAGCCUGCACCUGCCCCAAAGGUGACACCUGUGUCCUCCAUGCAGGGCCAAGAUGGGGACCAGGACGGAGGAAGAUUAUAACUUUGUCUUCAAGGUGGUGCUGAUUGGCGAGUCUGGUGUGGGGAAGACCAACCUGCUAUCCCGUUUCACACGCAAUGAGUUCAGUCACGACAGCCGCACCACCAUUGGAGUGGAGUUCUCCACCCGCACUGUCAUGCUGGGCACCGCUGCCAUCAAGGCUCAGAUUUGGGACACCGCAGGCCUGGAGCGCUACCGUGCCAUCACCUCCGCGUACUAUCGCGGCGCAGUGGGGGCGCUCCUGGUAUUUGACCUGACGAAGCACCAGACUUACGCCGUGGUUGAGCGCUGGCUGAAGGAGCUCUACGACCAUGCUGAGGCUACUAUCGUCGUCAUGCUCGUGGGCAACAAGAGUGACUUGAGCCAGGCCCGGGAGGUGCCCACUGAGGAGGCCCGCAUGUUUGCUGAAAACAAUGGGCUGCUCUUUCUGGAGACUUCAGCCUUGGACUCCACCAACGUUGAGCUGGCCUUCGAGACAGUUCUCAAAGAGAUCUUCACCAAGGUGUCCAAGCAGCGACAGAACAGCACCCGCACCAAUGCCAUCACCCUGGGCAGUGCCCAGCCUGGCCAGGAGUCAGGCACCAGCGAGAGGAGAGCCUGCUGCAUCAGCCUCUGACUGGCUCCUGCUGCUGCCUCCAGGCCCACCAGCCCCAGGACUCUCUGUCAUGUGGUGUCCUGGUCAUGACCCCCCUGAUACUCUCAGGCUUCCACCACCCAGAGCUCUUUCAUUGCCCCCUCCUAGACUGGGAUCCUCCAAUAAAGCUGUUUUGUAUCCCC